Molecule: messenger RNA, 6187 nt
Organism: Hemibagrus wyckioides
Lineage: Eukaryota; Metazoa; Chordata; Actinopteri; Siluriformes; Bagridae
Gene: tspan17
Product: tetraspanin 17
Exons: 8
Coding region: 443-1255 (270 amino acids)
Biological process (GO): regulation of vascular endothelial growth factor signaling pathway; protein maturation; protein localization to plasma membrane
Cellular component (GO): membrane
Source: RefSeq, a predicted model, not a curated record
CCCCUCCUUCCUUUCCCCCCGAAACUCUCGCGCGCUUGUUGUUGCCGCGCUCGCGCUCGCUUUUUAUUUUAAUGGCUUGCUUAAAGCUGAAAAUUUCUCCCAGUCCCAAAUCCCGUUAAACAUCACCAGAAUUGAUUCCUGCAGCCUGACGUUAAUGGCAGCGUGUCGCCGAGCGUUUCCCAGCGCCGUGUCACGAAUAUUUUGUGAGCACGAGCGCUGAUGCUAGCCUCUUGUUGUUGUUGUUGUUGUUGUUGUUGUUAGCUAGCAGCCAGGUUGCUCACUCGGCUAGCUAAUUAUGGAUGCCUGCCUGGCUAGCUAGGGGUUCAUAAACGUCUAGCUUGUUUGUUUGUUUUUGUUUUUGUUUGUUUUAUGUGCAUUUAGGGAGUAAAGUCAAGGCUGAGAGCUCUUUAUUAGGGUUUUUAUUUUAUUAUUUUGGCUCAGGAUGAGUAGGAAACAUCACCACUACAAAGGAGCUGAAGUGAGCUGCUGCGUCAAAUAUUUUCUCUUCGGCUUUAAUAUUAUAUUUUGGUUGCUGGGAGCAGCGUUCCUGGCAAUCGGACUGUGGGCAUGGGCUGAAAAGGGCGUACUGUCGAACCUGUCGUCCAUCACGGACCUGGGCGGCUUCGACCCCGUCUGGCUCUUCAUUGUAGUCGGAGGGGUGAUGUUCAUCCUCGGCUUCGCAGGCUGCAUUGGCGCUCUGAGAGAAAACACCUUCCUGCUCAAAUUUUUCUCCGUGUUCUUAGGUCUGAUCUUCUUCCUGGAACUCACAGCUGGAAUCCUGGCCUUCGUCUUCAAAGACUGGAUCAAAGACCAGCUGAACUUCUUCAUCAACAACAACGUCAAAGCGUACCGAGACGACAUCGACCUGCAGAACCUCAUCGAUUUCGCCCAGGAAUACUGGUUGUGCUGCGGUGCCCACGGGCCGGACGACUGGAACCAGAACAUCUACUUCAACUGCACAGAGCUGAACCCGAGCAGAGAGCGCUGUGGAGUUCCCUUCUCCUGCUGUGUCAAAGACCCGGCUGAAGAUGUUCUGAACACCCAGUGUGGAUACGACGUGCGGCUCCAAGCAGAGCUGGAUCGGCAGAGGUACAUCUACACUAAGGGGUGUGUGGGGCAGUUUGAGAAGUGGCUGCAGGACAAUUUGAUCGUCGUGGCCGGCAUCUUUGUGGGCAUCGCGCUGCUACAAAUAUUUGGCAUCUGCCUCGCCCAGAAUCUGGUGAGUGACAUCAAAGCGGUCAAAGCCAACUGGUGACGCCCACCGGCGGAUGGAGAGGUGAAGCCCAGUGACCUCUAUGUGUGUGUUUUUUAAAUUUUAACCCACCAUCGAGCGGAGAUCCGUGUUCUCCCGGAGCUUUACACGCACACUGACAUUCCGAACAAACUGACUAGUUUCUUCUUCUUUUUUUUUUUUGUUCUUAAUGGGAGAAUGCAGUCAAAAAAAAAACAACAGGGAGGCGGAGCCUCUCUCUAUAAAAAGCGUGUGGGCUCAUGCUCUUUUCUUCAGCCUGUGGAAACUUUCUGGCUCCUAUGCACUUGCGGAGAGAGACGGAUCUGUACAAAGCCUUAUUCCGAUGCACGCCGCGUGGACGAGUUUCCCGCUCUUCUCGCUCCGGAUGGAAACGGAGACUUUCCAGACGGCUCGUCUCUUUCAUCCGCUGCAGUCAAAGGGAUGGAGGACGUUUCGUAAAAGCCGCGUGAUUUAGCUCGACGGGAUCCUCCGUUAAUAUCCGGCUUCCGAGUCUCUUUUAAAAAAAAAAAAAUUAUUUUUUUGUAUGUAAUUAUUUUUUGUUCAGCUAGAAUAUAAAUAGUGAUAUGCUAACGUUAAACAGAUCCUGUCACAAUAUGAACAAUGCUGCUUUAACUCGUAGAGGAUUAUAGACUAUACAUUAUACUAACCAAGUAAUAUUUUUCAUUUUUAAACCAAGAGGGAGAGUCCACUGAAAUUCAGUUCAAGAGCCAACCACUAUGAUAUAGCCUUCACCUCCAUCACGUCUGUCCUUCUUCCUGCUGCCUGCCCUGCUCCCGUACGCACAACCGCAGGUCCUUACCCGUAACCACAUGCACAUGAUUCGUCCAUCUUGGAUACGGUCAAACAAAAAAAUUCCUGGCAAGUUUACAAAAGGUGCCACAGCUCUGAUUUUCUUAAUGCUCACACACGUCUGUGUCGAAGGCUGACAUUUACCCGAGCUCGUUUAUGGCAUAACUGAUUAACAAUUAGCCCCGCCCAUAAGAUCCCGUAAAAGGAAAGUUCAACAAAGGAUGAAAACGGAAACUAAACGGUGAAAGAGCUCCUACAAUAAUGCAGCUCAGCCAAUGCACCACCUCGGCUACUUAUAGACGCCUCCUCCUUUUAUAGGGCGCCAUUAAUUUUGUCUCUUAGUUGUCUUUCGAUCACCUAGUUACUAUGGAACGAUUAGGUUUCACAAGUUUCCAUAGGAUACGGAAACAUUUUCCGAACAGAAUUUUCUCAAAUAUUACAUUAGUGGUUUCCUGGAAACGAUUUACGAAGAAAUCUUCGAAUUUGAUCAGAGACCCAGCAUUCACUCAUAUAAUGUGUAUAUAGUGUCUGAGGGUCUGAUAGUGAAGAAUAAAGGAAGCAUAUUGCCAUCAGAUUAGCGUAGUCUACAUCAGCACACAUACACAGUAAUUCAGGAAGCGCUAUGAAACGACAUACAGCUUUUACCAGUUAGCUUUUAAGGAAGAAUUAUUAUAGUCAGGAGUCAAAAAGAAACUAAUCAUCAAUUCCAUCCAUCCAUCCAUCCAUCUAUCCAUGACCUGGAGAUAUUGUGAAUGAUUUGCUUAUUACAGGUUUAAUAACACCUCAUAUAAUUAAACGUUAUCAAACUUGUCUAUUCCUCACCGCUAGCUGCACUACCUCCGUCUUGGUCAGGCUCUGGUUAGGGGCGUGGCCUGGAAUUUAAAGUGUGCUGAGGAAUACGGAUCCAGCUUGAGCACUGCUUGGUGGAAAAGUGUUAUAGCCGCCUACGUGCACGGUAUGUAGGGUUAUAGACGAGGCAAUACAGUCGUGACUAGCAUGAGAAAAAUUCUCCGAAGGAGAAACGGAGAUUUGUAUUAGUGGCUGACAGAAAACCGUUCGUCCUGUAGUCGGGAGAUGGAGGUGGGAGGAGCUUUCUCUCUCUCUCCGCUGUCAAUCAUGGCGACACUAGCCAAUCGUAGGCAUCUGUGUGUUCAUGUAUGCGGAAGAGAGUGGAUUUCCUCAGUUACUGCGCCCCUCCCCUACCAACAAAAACAGUGUUAGUAAUGCCAAAUGAGAAGAUUUGUUUUUCUCAGUAAUAGUCAGUAUACAUAUAUAUAUAUAUAUAUAUAUAUAUAUAUAUAUAUAUAUAUAUAUAUAUAUAUAUAUAUAUAUAUAUAUAUAUAUAAUGUUUGAUUAUUAUACACUAACAACGUUGGCACAUCUAUAAGUAUUUCUGAGGAACGUUAAACCUGUAAUAAGCAUUUUACACCAAGCUAGCCCGAGUGCUAGGAGGAGACACACAGGUCAUGAUGUAAACCGGAGGCUUUUGGUAGUAUUUAUUAUGAUAUCUAGGGACCAUGUAUACACACACACACACCUAGCUCCUAGCCAGCCUCCAUAUAGCACAACUAUAUAUAUAUAUAUAUAAAGAGAGAGAGAGAUAUUUACGUAUACGCUCAGGCAUUUCACUUCCCGAGGACUGAAGCCGUCACUCAGCAGGGACGAGUGUGUCGCAGGAGGGGUUUUAUUAAACAUGGCUGCAUGUUACCGGUGUUGGUGAAAGAGUUGAAUGUUGUGCAUGCUCUUAUUAUUAUAAUUAGGAUUAUUAUCAUUUUGUUUUAAAACUGCUCGUUUGAGAGCAUCGCGUCCGUGGCAGUUGAAGUUCUCAGCGUUCUGUCCGUCGGAGAGACGCAGACGUUUAUGCACAGGUAAAGCCAGCGCCAUUAUUCGGACCCGGGUUCAUUCCUCGACUGUUUGUUUGUUUGUUGAAGCAGAGUGGCCUUUCUUUUCUCUUUCUGUCAUUCCCACGUGGAAACCUGCGUGUCACGUAUGUACCGCGUUUCCUUCUCUCCGUGCGUGACCCGACGCUAAAUCGGAUGAUGGACAUUCCGUGUCGGUGAGUUUACUUUAUUUGUUUUCCUUAAACCUCCAGAAUUCCUAAAGGAUUAUAACUCUGGUGUAAAUUUCUAAAAUUAUAGACCGUAAUUCUGAAUGAUUGACAAGAAUGAAUGAAUGAAUGACAAGCUAAUCAUCACACUGUUAAUGAUGUAGUGGCUUUGCGCGUAGAUAUACACACUAGAGCCCUAGAUAGAUGACUGGAGUACACACUUAAAGCUACGUUCCUGCUGUGCAUAAGUAAGUGCCCCCCCAUAGACACCUUCUAUUAGAUUUAACAUGUUAAGCACAUGAGAGGAUCAGAUGUUCAUUUUUCAGACAGUAUUUUCUCAUUGUAAAGCGUUUAUUUUAUGUUUUUAGGCUCAAAGGUUUCAAAGAUCUGAUUUCGCUUGGCUUGGAGAGGAAAAAUAUUCAAAUUUUUAAUGGAAAGAAAAACAACAAUACCUGAUGAACUCACGUGAAAGUUAUGAAAUGUUUGUUUUUCCCCAUAUCGGGAAAAAAAGCUACAGCUUCACCUCUGACUGUUUAACGUCCCAGUGUUACUAUAGCAACGGUAACGUAUAAGGAAUGACUGCUGCAGUUGUAGAAAAUGAAUCCGUUUCCUCUCCGACCAAUCAGAAUCCAGAAUUCAACAGAACCACACCUCCUUCUGGUGGAAACUCCGAUAUUUCUGAUCCGAUAGAUCGAGCUAUGGAUAUAAACGUCAACCUCUGCCACGGAGUCACACCGCUGACUUUCCCCAAAACAUUUCAUAGUGCUGUUUAACUAAUCAGCUAGCUAACGUUCAUUAACAGUUCAUAAAUAUUGCGUAACACUCGACACCGUUCACGCGCUCUCAGAAAAUCGUUCGAAGCACUUCUACACAGAUAAAUGUUUACAUUUCCCGAAUCCGUUCAUCCUUUCUUAAAUCUAGGGCUCUAAUACAUCUAUCUAUGGGGUUUAGACUUUUUUUUUUUUUUUUGUCCCGGAAUGAUCCUCAGACUUUCCAAGCAGCUUUUAAACAGCGCUCUUAAAAAUUCUUAAAAAGCAAAACCGAUUCAUUUCAGGGAAUUUUCAUACGCAUAGCACCGUGUUGGAUCUGUUCACAUUUUGUUUAAAUGCUUAUUCUCAAUAUUUCUCAUUUCUGUUGCUUUGCUUUAAGCUAAAAAACUCAAUGCUAAUGGCUCCCUGGCUAGCUUUCAGUCUUUCUUAGCCGUGUUGGCGGAUUUGAUCGAGCGCCGUUUCAUAUCGUAAAGUAAAGAGUCGACCUCGGCGUGUAGCGGCGUGAUUUCCCACUGAAGUGUUGACAUCUGCAGGAUUUCCUCACUCUUCCUCAAGCUCACGAUCACGAUCACUCGACCCGAGGAAGCUCCUGUCUGUUCAUUAAUCUGUAAAUUCAGGGCAGCACAUUCAUAGAGAUGCGGUGUCUUGCGUAAGUAUUUGCCCCCUUAAACUUUUCCCACAUUGUGGAGUGUAAGAAACUGAAACUUAGUUCAUUCGGUGAUAAUGUGAAUCUACACAAAAUAGCUGCUUUAUGUUGGUAUACUGAUCAAUAUAGUUUACAGAAUUAUUUAUAAAUAAUUUUUCUUUAUUUAAAGGUCGCAUAAGUAUUCACUCACACCCCCAAACACACACACUGCUGUGAAAAUACUUCUCUAAAGUUAACAAGAGGUGCCAAUACUUUUGACCUAUUGUGUGUAGAUUCACGACACUUUAGUUGAGCAACACGUGGGGGGGGGUCAAUACUUACGCACAGCACCGCAAAUAUGGGACGUUGAGAUUCUUACGUUAAAGCGUCUAGCCAGCCGUAUAGUAGCGUCCACUCUUUAUACUAGUUAGUGUGAUGCCGCUAAUCCGAGACGGUCACGCCUUUUAGGUAAAGGUGUGAGGGGAGCCGCGGCGCUCUCGCUCUCAUCGUCACAGAAGAACUGAAAUCGUUGCUGAAAUGAUCCGAUCCACGCCUCUGGUUUGAGAAGAGGCUCUGUUUUUUUCUUUUGUUUUUUAAAGUCCAUUUAUUGACUUGAUUGUGGGACAUGGUCUGUUACACUGUAUGUUAUAUAAAAUAUGCUCCUUUUUCAUAUUCAAUAAAAGGAUUUAUGACCUUGUAGGUUC